GUUUUAUGCUUAGAAAGGAAUAGUAAUCAUUUCAGUUAAUUUUAUAACAUUUAAAACAAUUGGCUAUAAUUUUCCAUAUUUGGCAUUUCAUGGGGUGGAUAGCUGUUAACUUGCAGAUAAAUAUGAAUUUUUUUCCUCCAUAAGGUGAUCUUAAUAAUUAGACAUUGGAUUUAUAAACUCAGUGAGUCCUUGUUCAAUUUACCCACUGAAUUCCUUGUAUACUGUUCCUGGCAUAGCUUCUGCUUGAGGACUUCCUGAGGUAAAGCACUUUGUUGCCUAUGGCAACCCAUUCAGUUAUUGGAGUAGGUCUGUCAGAAUUCAUGUUGAGCUGAAAUCUUAUUCCCUGUAACACCUAUUAGUUCUAGAGUUUCUUCUUAACAACAGAACAAUUCAAGUUUUCUAGUCCGUAGAUUGAAUAUCUUCAGUUCUCAUGACAGUUUCCAGAUGCUUUACAGUCAUGGUUAGUCCUGGAUAUCCUCCCUAAUGUUUUAGUAUCCCUCUUUAAUAAGAGAACCCAGUCUGAUUAGAGUAAUUGUCAUUAACUUUUAUCUUGAUCUGGACGUAUUUCCCACCUGGUAUUGGCACAGGAUGUAGAUCUAGUCUCAAGACACUUAUGUGAACAUUUAUUUGCUGUGUGACGUAGAACAAGUUACUCUAACCCCACUGAUCAUGUUUCUUUGACUUAGAUAGUUGAAAUAUAUUCUACUUAACAGGGUGAUUGGUUUCAAAUGAAGAGCAUCUACAUGUAAGGAUACCUGUAUAAUACUAUGCGACUAGUAACAAUGCUAUCUGCGAAGCAUUUUUAAUAGGUGAUUUUUAUCGUUCUUACCACCGCUUACAAGUCUUCCCUAACCUGUGAAGCCAGCUCCCUAUUUUAUUGUUCUGUUGUGGGGGGUAAUAAUGUUUUGACAUACUUCUGUAAGUAGAGCAGUCAUUGUUUGGAUAACAUGAGGAAUUUGAUAGGGGAAGAUACCUAACUAUUAGCAGCAUGAAAAUAUUCUUUUAUAACUAAGAUAAGAAUGUAUACUGGUUAGUAGAGAGAGUGAGGAAACAUGGGGAUGUGUUAAUGGGCUUGUAUGCAAGAACUUCAUUCUGGGUGGUCUUCGGGAGUGGGCCUGUGGAUCUCAGCAGUCAUGGCCAGCCACCUCGUGCUCUACACCGGCGCCAAGAUGCCCAUCAUGGGGCUGGGCACCUGGAAGUCCCCUCCAGGCAAAGUGACCGAGGCUGUGAAGAUGGCGAUUGACCUUGGGUACCACCACAUCAACUGUGCUCACGUGUACCAGAACAAGAAUGAGGUGGGGUUGGCCAUCCAGGAGAAGCUCAAGGAGCAGGUGGUGAAGCGUGAGGACCUCUUCAUCGUCAGCAAGCUGUGGUGCACAUUCCAUGAGAAGAGCAUGGUGAAGGGAGCUUGCCAGAAGACGCUCAGUGACCUGAAGCUGGACUACCUGGACCUCUACCUUAUUCACUGGCCAACCAGCUUCAAGCACGGGAAGGAAUAUUUCCCACUGAAUGGGGAAGGCAAUGUGAUUCCCAGCGACACCAAUUUUGUGGACACGUGGGAGGCCAGGGAAGAGCUGAUGGAUGAAGGGCUGGUGAAAGCUAUUGGAGUCUCCAACUUCAACCAUCUCCAAGUCGAGAAGAUCUUAAACAAACCUGGCUUAAAAUAUAAGCCGGCUGUUAACCAGAUCGAGUGCCACCCGUAUCUCACUCAGGAGAAGUUAAUCCAGUACUGCCAGUCCAAAGGCAUCGUGGUGACUGCCUACAGCCCGCUCGGCUCUCCUGACAGGCCCUGGGCCAAGCCUGAGGACCCUUCCCUGUUGGAGGAUCCCAGGAUCAAAGCUAUCGCAGCUAAGCACAAGAAAACCACGGCGCAGGUUCUGAUCCGGUUCCCCAUGCAGAGGAAUUUGGUUGUGAUCCCCAAGUCCAUGACACCCGAACACAUUGCUGAGAACUUUCAGGUCUUUGACUUUGAACUGAGCAGCGUGGAUAUGACCACCUUACUCAGCUACAACCAGAACUGGCGGGUGUGUGCCUUGGUGAGCUGUGCUUCCCACAAGGACUAUCCCUUCAAUGCUGAGUUUUGAAGCUCUUGGUGCCUCUUCCCCUCCAGGUUGAGUCUACAGAGUUGAAAUAGUGCCACUAACGACUGGAUGUUGGCUGCUGGGAACUUUAACCCUUUCAUCCAGACUUCUUGCCUCAAAUAAAAGUUGUUUUGUG
Molecule: messenger RNA, 2217 nt
Organism: Zalophus californianus (California sea lion)
Lineage: Eukaryota; Metazoa; Chordata; Mammalia; Carnivora; Otariidae
Product: aldo-keto reductase family 1 member B1-like
Exons: 1
Coding region: 1077-2084 (335 amino acids)
Cellular component (GO): cytosol
Molecular function (GO): aldose reductase (NADPH) activity
Source: RefSeq, a predicted model, not a curated record